This is a messenger RNA of Durio zibethinus, 2262 nucleotides long. Its product is annotated as formiminotransferase cyclodeaminase-like protein. Gene Ontology annotation, molecular function: folic acid binding; transferase activity. The record is from RefSeq and is a predicted model, not a curated record. Lineage: Eukaryota; Viridiplantae; Streptophyta; Magnoliopsida; Malvales; Malvaceae.
UUUUAAUUGUCCAUCAACGACUCAACAGAACGGCUCAGUCCAAAUAACUAGUUGUCGCCCAUUGGGCAAAGGCGAGGAGUUCAGCCCGUCGAACUUUCUUGGAACCACUCCAAGGCCCCCACGAAAAAUACUUUAAAAAAAAAGAAAAAAAAAACUAAACCAAAUAUUCUUCUCCCAUUACAAAGAGGGCUUCAACAGCGGCAAAACCUCCGGUAAGGAAGAGGCAAGGAAAGUGGGUCUUAAAACGGGCUUCGAAACAGGCGAACAGCUGGGUUUCUAAAAGGGCUGUGUCGAUGUGUUGAACUCCGCUAUCCAAAUCAACGCAAGCCGGUUCUCCAGUCGAUUCCAAAAGGGUAUUAAGCAAAUGCAGCAAUUGAUAAAAAAUACCCAGUUUCGGAUCCGGCAAACGAAAGCGUCCAAGAAAUUGUGGAAGCCUUGACUCUUUAAGUUUGGAUUAUACGUGCAGCUUUGGGUGUUAAAUUGGAAUAUAAUGACACCCAAAACCAAAGGAUAUCGAAUUUUGAUUUGGGCCACUUCAUUUUUUUAGGUAUUUUAAAUGCCAGUUCUUAAGCAAGCUGAAAGAGCAGAAAAAAAUGUUGAACAAGAUGCUGGCUUGUGGCAAGGUGUACAUUUCUGAAAGCCGAAAUAGAGCAGCUUUGGAGUGUAUAGAACAAGCUGCCAAGCUAUUCCCUGAGGCUGCUAUUGCGAAUAAGUUUAUAGAUGUGACGUACAAUAGAGUUGGUUAUACAGUUGUCUCCAAAUUGACUCCAAAAUCAUCUCAAGAUUCAUGUCCUCUGAAAAAUGCAGUGUUUGCUAUUGUUAAGGCUGCUUUGGAAACCAUCGACUUUGAGUUGCAUUCUGGGACUCAUCCUCGACUUGGAGUUGUUGAUCAUAUAUGUUUUCACCCCUUGGCACAUACUUCCUUGGACCAGGCAGCUGCGAUUGCAAAGUCUUUGGCAGCAGAUAUAGGCUCUAAACUUAAAGUACCUACAUUUCUUUAUGGGGCUGCCGAAGAAAGGGGGAGGUUGCUUGAUUCCGUCAGAAGGGAACUCGGUUAUUUCAAGCCUAACUCUGGCGGUAUUGAAUGGUGCGGAGGGCCUAAAUCAAAGUCCUUGCCACUGAAGCCUGAUGCAGGUCCAACUCAAAUGUGUCCAGCAAAAGGUGUUAUUGUGAUUGGAGCAACCCAUUGGGUUGCUAACUACAAUGUCCCUGUAUUCUCAACAGAUAUUGCUGCCGUUCGUAGAAUUUCAAAAAGAGUAAGUGAGAGAGGAGGUGGACUUCCUUCAGUGCAAGCCAUGGGACUUUCACAUAGUGAUGGUGUGACUGAGGUGGCUUGUAAUAUGUUGGAACCAAGUAAAGUGGGAGGAGAUAGAGUUCAGCUUGAAGUUGAGAGACUUGCAAAGGAAGAGGGUUUGGAUGUAGGGAAGGGAUAUUUCACCGAUCUUACACCGGACAAGAUUAUUGAACGUUACAUGAAGUCGAGUUCUUUCUAAAUGAUGGAUGAAAUAUGGUCUUGGAGGUAUUUUUGUACUGAUCAUUUAUCUCAAGGUUUCCUGUGAUUCUUUUGCUUAAAAAAUAUGUUGUGCGAUCUUAUGAAGAAUAGCAUACAUCAUUUACAUUCGGAAGACUCCUCGUUAUUUGAACUCCUUUCGGCAUAAAUAUUAGCUACAUUUCAUGUAAUCUAAUUUCUUGCUAUGAUGAAGAGGUGCUUCAGUCAGAGACCUAAAAAUACUGAUCUGACGGUUGGAUUUUGCAACUUUUCUUUAGCACUUAAGCUAUUAGUGCCGAACGAAGGGGAGGGGAAUAUUUUGGGUUUCUUGUCAAGUUCAAGCCUUAGAAGACAAGAAUAGAACAAAAGAUUGUCUAGCACCUUACAUUACAAGCCAACUAGCCAAGUUAUGUAGAGAAAAAUAUUGUCUAAAUCUCAAAGCUUUUUUUUUUUUUUCUUCUUUUUCAAAUUUAUGGUUAAGUUGUGAGGGGAAAGGAAGGAUCCGAACUUUGCAUGUAAAUUCGUAGAACAUAUAACAAGAUAAUGAUAAUGUGAUAAUCCAAGACACCAUGGUUUGAGGAAUGAUUUUUGAGCCGGCAGUAGCUACCUCGGUUCAAAAGGACCCAUAUCUUGAUUAUAUUGUUUUCUAACAUCAUAUUCGUGUUGCGGUAUAUUCACAGGCAUUCCUCUUUUAUUUCGUUUUUUUUUUCAAUGUGAUUUUCAGUAUUUAACCUAGAGUAGUACCAUUCACAUCUCCAUUUCUUCUCUUCACA